This is a messenger RNA of Phytophthora sojae, 1455 nucleotides long. RefSeq lists its product as hypothetical. The transcript has 4 exons. The coding region runs from base 1 to 1455 and encodes 484 amino acids. NCBI's taxonomy places the organism in Eukaryota, Oomycota, Peronosporomycetes, Peronosporales, Peronosporaceae. The record is from RefSeq and is a predicted model, not a curated record.
AUGGUUCGUGCUAUCCGCCCCCCUCGCCCUACCUACACGAACUCCCAAGUCUCGGGGUUUUACUUCCGCCCGUGUCGCGACGAGAACGACGAGGUGGUUCUCGAGUAUUUCCGUUGCCGUUGCGGCACGGUUCGGAAGCAAACCCAUAGGAACGGGUACUCCAACCUGAUGCAACAUAUCAGGCGGGAGCACCCUGACUACGAGACCGUCAUGCUCGACGCUACGACGGCGGAGACAGUCUCCCUCGUGAACUUCGUCCGCCACUCGGCGCUGAACCUCCACGGCUGGAUGGUUUGGAUUGUCAUGUGCAACCUGCCACUCUCUUUUUGUGAGAGCCGAGAAGCUCGGCGCUACUCCAGCCUGGACCCCAUCUCGGAGGAAACGCUGCGGGCUGGCAUGGACGGGGUCGUCGUCGCCGUCGAGCGUUCGAUUGCGUCGGAGCUCCCAGCACGCUUCGGCAUCAUGCUCGACGGCUGGACACACGCAUCUGAGCACUACAUCGCCGUGUUCGCGUGCUAUGAGGUGAACGGCUGUCCCAAGACAACGCUACUCAGCAUGGCCCCGCUGCUGGACGCGCUGGGCGACGAUCUCUCCGCGCAGGGUCAUCUCGAGUUUCUAGCGACCAUGCUGCCGCGCGAUUACGGCGUACAGCUGAUGCAGUGUCGCUUCCUCGUAGCUGACAACUGCGCCGUAAACCGGCGGCUGGCAACUCUUAUGAGUGUGCCGCUUGUUGGUUGCGCAAGCCACCGCCUGAACCUUGCUGUUCAGGCGGGCAUGGCGUCGCAUGAGGAGGACCUGGCUGCUGUGCAGACGCUCAUGAUAAAAUUGCGUACUCUCACCCAAUCUGCCAAACUACGCUCUACGUUCGAGAUGGUACGGCGCCACCUCCAGCUCCUCGAGUUUCUUGACGCCAAAGACGACGACCUCAUGGACCUGCUGCCGCCGCCGGCGAUGAACAAGCGACUGCGGGCAUUGUACCAGGAGCUGUGCGACAUCGAGUCGGCUCGAAGGCCAUUCAAGGCCACGACGUCGACCUGCUGGACGUUCGCGAGGCCUCGGGCCAACAUUGUGUACAGCCCAGAUUUUGAGGCUGGGUGUGUACGCGUUCUCCGCGGGAAGGCGCAGCGGCUGACGCGUGCUGAAAAGGCCGCUUUGCAGCCCUUCGAAGCUGCCAGACCGGACGACGCGGCCGCGAGUGAGGAGGAGGAGGAUCCAGCCGCGUCGUUCGUGGAGCGUCUUCGGAAGCGCCGGCGGCUUGCACAGGACCGUGUCAAGUAUGAGCAGCUGAAGAGCAUCCCACCCACGUCGAACGUGGUGGAAUGCUUCUUCAGCAUUGCUCGGGUGACAUUUGGUCAUCAACGACACGGCCUGCUGCCACGCACGCUUGAGACGAUUUUGUUUCUCCGCCAGAAUCGGUCGUACUGGGAUGCAACGACUGUUGACAAUUUGAGCUAG